AUGCCUGACAACUUGAUUCAAAAAGAAAAGACCUUUCAGUUUUUAUUUGGCAACUUCUCGCGAGAAGAGUUGGAGACGAUCUCGUCAGGUGUAUCGGAUCUGAACGAUAUCUCGGUAAAUUUCAGAUUGACCAAGAAGGGAGCCAAGUUGCCAGUCGAUGAUGGUACACAACACGUGUUAGAAAACGUAUUGGAGGAAGAAACCAGCGCUCCUCAGACCUCAUCAAACCAAAUCCAUGAAUACACCUCUGAUCAAGUGAUGACAAAUGGGAUCGAGUCGAAAGUACAUCACGGAGUCAAUGGACAAGCUAAGUCUCCAACCGUUGAGGACGAGACUGAGCAAAAUACGGAGGAACUUCCCCCCCAGAAAGCUGAGGCUAAUCUAAACAAACCGCAACGGAGCUGGGCAGGAUUGUUUGCGAAGCCGGAUGGGGUGACAUCGCAAGCCAUCACGGGAGUAACACAGCCACAAAAACAUACAUUACAGAAUAAGCAACUGAAACAUACUCCUGCGCCUCCUAUUAAGCCCAAAGCCAAUGGCUUAAAAGAUGUGGUUACGGGUUUCGAGGCCUCAAUGCGUGCUGAUUUGAUAACGCCGCGGGGUCUUGUGAACAACGGAAAUAUGUGUUUUAUGAAUGCGAUAUUGCAGCCGCUGGCCCAUUGUCCGCCCCUUUAUAACUUGCUGACGAAAAUUAGCAAAGAGGUUGCACAUAGUUUUAAGAGUAAAACGCCUUUGGUCGAUUCGAUGGUUAUGUUUUUAAAAGAGUACGAACAGUCUAAUGUUAAUGGAAACGCUGAACAAGAGUACGGAAACCCGUUCGUCCCUGAGUAUGUUUACGAUGCAGUGAGGUCUUUGAACCGUUUUGAUUCUAUGAAAGGUCGGCAAGAAGAUGCAGAGGAAUUCCUUGGUUUUCUGUUAGAUGGAAUGCAUGAAGAACUUGUGGCUGCUCUUAGUAAUAAUGAAAGCGAUGUAAAAGAGAAUGCUGUAGAUGGAAAUGCAUGGCUCGAGGUCGGUCCGAAGAAUAGAACUAAUAUCACUCGCGCGACUGAUGCAAAGGAGUCACCUGUAAGUCGGAUAUUUGGCGGCAAGAUGCGAUCUGUGUUGAAAUGUCCAGGUUCGAAAGAUUCGGUGACAUUGCAACCAUUUCAAUCAUUGCAAUUGGAUAUUCAGCCGGAUGCUGUUAAAACUGUUGAGGAUGCUCUGAGGAAUCUAACAGAACCAGAAUAUAUCGACGAUUAUGUUUCCCCGCAGAAAGGGCUUGUCCGCGCGUCCAAAUGUUGGUUCAUAGAGAUAUUGCCACCAGUUCUAAUUCUUCAUCUGAAGCGUUUCGUGUAUGAUAAGACGGGUGGGACUCAAAAACUUCAGAAAGUCGUCCAGUACUCGGAUAAAUUAAUAAUACAUCCAGAACUUAUUUCUGCGUCUCAGCGGACCCCUAAACUUAUCGAGUAUAAACUUUUCGGAGUCGUAUAUCAUCACGGGAGCAGUGCAACAGGAGGUCAUUAUACAUGUGAUGUGCUUCGACAGAACGACCAAUGGUUGCGUAUCGAUGACACAGUAAUAAAACCUGCUACAACAGAAGACGUGGUGGUCACGGAAAGCCCCAGCAAGCCGCCAGAUCGUAUGGCAUAUUUACUAUUUUAUAUGAGAACAUAA
Messenger RNA from Paraglomus occultum, 1653 nucleotides. Lineage: Eukaryota; Fungi; Glomeromycota; Glomeromycetes; Paraglomerales; Paraglomeraceae. The record is from the annotation of a GenBank genome assembly.